This is a messenger RNA of Pygocentrus nattereri (red-bellied piranha), 497 nucleotides long. It is a transcript of the gene mustn1a, whose product is annotated as musculoskeletal, embryonic nuclear protein 1a. Gene Ontology annotation, cellular component: nucleus. The transcript has 3 exons. The record is from RefSeq and is a predicted model, not a curated record. Gene Ontology annotation, biological process: chondrocyte proliferation; tissue regeneration; chondrocyte differentiation. Lineage: Eukaryota; Metazoa; Chordata; Actinopteri; Characiformes; Serrasalmidae. Bases 159 to 389 code for a protein of 76 amino acids.
GGACAGAAUUCUGGAAGGGAAGGGUGUGUGUGUAUAAAUAGGGAUAAUAGAGGAAAGGAAGGAAGGAAGCAGAGAAACUAAAAGCAAACAAGACUUCAACUACAAGCUGCAGUGAAGUUUUGGAGGAUUCAAUAUCUAGAAGCUCCUGAACUGUGAGCAUGUCUCAGCUACAGGAGGAGGAAGAGGAGGGGAAGGUGAAGAGGCUAGAGGUGAGAGAUGAAGACCUGAUCCAAGCGAGGGAUAAGCUGGCCUUUGGGACGGAGGUGAAGAGUAAGACCUUUCAGGUGAUGGAGGAAUGCGAGCGUGUUGGAAAAGUCGCUCCAUCCGUGUUCAGCAAUGUUCGCUCAGGUGGAGAGACUGUCUUCAACAAACCCAGCAAGAAAAAGUAGAACUCUCAGAGAAGAAUUCAAGUUUCAGCACUACAGAUUUACAGAAUUUGUCUUGUGUGCUGAAAUGAGUUAAGAAAAAUGUUCAAUAAAAACUUUAAAAGUCUUGCA